Molecule: messenger RNA, 543 nt
Organism: Guillardia theta CCMP2712
Lineage: Eukaryota; Cryptophyceae; Pyrenomonadales; Geminigeraceae
Exons: 5
Coding region: 1-543 (180 amino acids)
Source: RefSeq, a predicted model, not a curated record
AUGUCUUCGCAGAGCAACACGACGAGCUUCAACAACAACGACUCCUCCGUCAACGGUUGGAACAUGAGACAGCUCGCGAUCUUCAUCCCCUUUGCCACUUUCUUCCUCUGCAUCUGGAUCAUGUGGCUGCGGGUAGGAUACCCCACGUUUCUGAUCAUGAAGGCCAUCCAACUGAGCGAGGAAGGCCUGCGGCGAGAGGAGGAGAACAGAUCGCAGCACGACUCUGACAACGACGAAGACGACCGGUCGAACAACUCUCUGGUGUCUGUUGGUGAAGUCGACACAAUGUGGAGGGAACAGCAAUCGGCGCAGGUGAAUGAGAUGUCCGACAAGAAGGCAGAUGUGAGGAUGGAUCAAGUUGAAGAGCAAGAAACAUCGGCCGGCAUUGUUGUUGAGGACAUGGAGAGCCGGCAUGCCUCUGUACAUGUCAACAUUGCACAGGAUCUGAACGAGACGGAGGAGAAGCUGAGGGAUGUGGAGGUUCAGAUUGAGCGGCUGCAGGGUAGAAUGUUGGAGCGACAAGUCAGUGAGACUUUGUGUUGA